AUGAAACUUCUUCUCGCCGUCACCGCCUUUGUCCUAUGUGCUCAACUCGCGGUGUCUAUUCCUGAAGACGUCCAACAAGUCGUUGUCGAUUACAUGAACAGACAUAGAGAGAGUUUUGCAGUAUCUCUACCAGCUGCCAACAUGAAUGCGAUUGUCUACAAUGCAUCUCUCGAAAAGAGAACCACCACUUGUGCGGUUGCAGAGCACGCUGCAAAAAACGAUCGUGGAAUUUUCUUUGAAUCACUAGCUCUAGAUAAAGGAAUUGACAGCGGAGGGGAUAUUGAUCCGAGAACCGCUGAACAAAUCAUGGAUCCAAAUACCAAAGGUAGCGAAGUUGUCCACGUGAGACAAUUACUGCAACCUUCUUUUGAUGGGAUGGGAUGUGUCAUGUUGAGAAGACCAUGUCUCCUUCGUAGUGAUAGACCUGUAGAUCCGAAACACGGAGAGAAUUUUGCAGUAAAAGUUACAGCAAUAUGCUACUUUGGAGGACCUGAAAUCAGAAAACCACUGGAGGGAUUGAAGAGAGGAGAACCAGGGAGCCAUUGUCCGAAUGGAAAGUCUGAGAUAAGCGACUACAUGUGCAAAGCGUGA
Messenger RNA from Caenorhabditis remanei, 591 nucleotides. RefSeq lists its product as uncharacterized. NCBI's taxonomy places the organism in Eukaryota, Metazoa, Nematoda, Chromadorea, Rhabditida, Rhabditidae. The transcript is spliced from 3 exons. Bases 1 to 591 code for a protein of 196 amino acids. The record is from RefSeq and is a predicted model, not a curated record.